Nicotiana attenuata is the source of this 783-nucleotide messenger RNA. RefSeq lists its product as uncharacterized. The transcript is spliced from 2 exons. Gene Ontology annotation, biological process: DNA integration. NCBI's taxonomy places the organism in Eukaryota, Viridiplantae, Streptophyta, Magnoliopsida, Solanales, Solanaceae. The record is from RefSeq and is a predicted model, not a curated record. Bases 1 to 783 code for a protein of 260 amino acids. Gene Ontology annotation, molecular function: nucleic acid binding.
AUGGGGCCGUUUGUUAGAUCGUAUGGGAACAAAUAUAUAUUGGUGGUGGUUGACUGUGUCUCCAAGUGGGUCAAAGCGGUGGCUCUCCCAACCAAUGAUGCAAAAGGGGUAACAAGCUUUCUAAAGAAAAACAUCUUCACACGUUUUGGCACCCCAAGAGCUAUAAUCAGUGAUGGUGGAACCCAUUUUUUCAAUAGAGAAUUCGCACAGAUAUUGGAAAAGUAUGGAGUUCGUCAUAAAAUGACCACCCCUCAUCACCCACAGCUGAGCGGGCAAGUUGAAGUGUCCAACAGGAAAAUUAAAAGUGUCCUUACAAAAACAAUGAAUGCAACAAGGAUCGAUUGGCCAGAGAAGCUGGAUGAUGCAUUGCGGGUGUAUCACACAGCCUUCAAAACUCCAAUUGGUAUGUCACCGUACAAGAUGGUGUUUGUAAAGGCAUGCUACCUUCCGGUAGAGCUCGAACAUAAAGCACUUUGGGCAAUGCGGCAGCUGAACUUGGGUAUGGAGACAACAGGCACCAACAGAGUCACUGGUUACAUGAGCUCGAGGAAUUCAGGUUCCAGAUUGAGAUUGUUUCCGGGUAAGUUGAAAUCUCGAUGGUCAGGACCUUUCAGAGUGGUGCAAAUAUUCUUAAGUGGAGCUGUAGAGAUUGAAUCAGAAGAUGGGACGAAUAAGUUCACAAUGAAUGGGCAAAGAUUGAAACAUUACCUUGGAAUGGCAGAAGAAAAAGGGGAUAGAGAGAUAAUAACUUUGGAAGAACCCCAGUACGCGAAUGAGGAGUGA